Tetrapisispora phaffii CBS 4417 is the source of this 2244-nucleotide messenger RNA. It is a transcript of the gene FRA1, whose product is annotated as aminopeptidase P. Gene Ontology annotation, molecular function: metalloaminopeptidase activity. The record is from RefSeq and is a predicted model, not a curated record. NCBI's taxonomy places the organism in Eukaryota, Fungi, Ascomycota, Saccharomycetes, Saccharomycetales, Saccharomycetaceae. The coding region runs from base 1 to 2244 and encodes 747 amino acids. The transcript has a single exon.
AUGGCUAGUGUAAGUCAUAAUACGUCAAGGAUUUCCAUGUUGGGUCGUCCUCCUAAUCUCAAAGGGUCUUCUUUCAGAAGUUGUGACAACUGUAACUGUUCUCCUGGUUUACUAUCAAGAAACAAUAAGCGAUCAUCUUUACUGUUCAGAAAGUUUGAAAACACCUUAAGUAGACAGAGAUCUUCUAGUAUCAAUUUCAAUGUCAAGGGCUCCAAUGCAAGUGUCUAUUCUUCCGAUGCCUUGUGCAAGACUUCAAAAGAAAUCAAUACCAGUGAGAGAUUGGCUAGUUUACGCAAACAGAUGACUAAAUUCGGAUUAUGUUGCUAUAUCGUCCCUACUGAGGACGAACACCAAAGUGAAUAUGUCUCGGAGAAAGACGAGAGAAGGUCCUUCAUUUCUGGGUUUUCUGGUUCAGCUGGUAUUGCUUGCGUCACAAGGGAUUUGUUGAAUUUCAACGAUAAGACCGAUCCUAUUGGAAAAUCCAUUUUAUCGACCGAUGGACGUUACUUCAAUCAGGCUUUGCAAGAGCUUGAUUUCAACUGGUCGUUGCUCAGACAAGGCGAGGAUAAGUUGACUUGGGAGGACUGGUGUAUCACUGAAGCUAUUGAAAUGCUAAAAGGUUUGGGUGUUAACAACACGGAUAAGAAACCUUUGAAAAUCGGUAUUGAUCCAAAGCUAAUCACAUAUAAGGAAUCUUUAACUUUUGAAAAAAAAAUUAGAAAAUUUUUGGUCGACAACGGCAUUAUUACCGAAGAAAAAGCUGCUGAAGAAGCAAACAAAUUCGUACAAUUAGUUGGCGUAGAAGAAAAUUUGAUUGAUUUAGUUUGGGGAGAUUUCGAAGAAGUUCCAAACAUGCCGACAAAUGACUUGAUUCUACUAUCUGAAGACUACCAUGGUGAAUCGUUUGCUUCGAAACGUAGCAGGUUAUUGGAGAAUUUGAGGGAGAACCAUCAUUUGUCAGAGUCUAAGGAUGACAAAAAGAGUGUCAAGAAUUAUUACGUUACAGUUGCUUUAGAUGAAAUUGCAUGGUUAUUGAACUUGCGCGGUUCCGAUAUUAAAUACAACCCAGUGUUUUUCUCAUACUUAUUAAUCAGUGACUCAGAUGAUGAAACUGUAUUAUUCUCGAAUGCUAAAUAUGAUGACAAUAUUUCGAAAUAUUUGAAAGAUAACAACAUUACCGUUCAAAAAUACGAAGAAUUUUGGAGUUCGAUAAACGAUCUUGCGACCAGUGCCGCCGAAUCGAGCCAUUUCAUCAUUCCUGAUAAUUCGUCGUGGAACUUGGUUAGAAGCGUAGAGAACAAGAACAAGAUGAUCCAUUCUCCUAUCAACGUUAUGAAAUCUGUUAAGAACGCCACAGAAAUCAACAAUGCUCACAAAGCACAAACAAAAGACGCACUAUGCUUAAUCCAAUUUUUUGCUUGGUUAGAAGACAGAUUAGUGAACCACGAGACUUUAAUCAGUGAAUAUGAAGCUGCUGAAAAAUUAGAACAGAUCAGAAAGGUUCAAAAGAACUUCAUCGGUAACUCUUUUGAAACCAUUUCUUCAAGCGGUGCCAAUGCUGCCGUCAUCCAUUACAGUCCAACGGCCGAGUCUUCCGCCAUGAUCAACCCAUCUAAGAUUUAUCUAUGUGACGCCGGCUCCCAAUUUCUAGAAGGUACAACCGACAUCACAAGAACGAUGCAUCUAACAGAACCAACCCAAGAAGAAACCACAAACUACACUUUAGUCCUAAAGGGCAACUUGGCCUUAGAGAGAGCUGUGUUCCCAGAGGGCACCAACGGAUACCAACUGGAUUGCAUAGCCAGACAAUUCUUGUGGGAACGCGGCCUGGAUUACAGACAUGGCACGGGUCAUGGCAUCGGUGCCACUCUGAAUGUGCACGAAGGUCCCAUUGGCAUCCAACUAAAACCACAUCUAGUGGAUUUCCCCUUGGCUGCCGGCAACAUCAUCAGUAACGAGCCAGGGUAUUACAAGGACGGUGAAUACGGUAUAAGAAUCGAGAAUGACAUCUUGGUCAAAGAGACGGAGCCAUCGAUGCGCUUCGGCGAUAAGAAGUUUUUCUGUUUCGAGAACAUGACUCUGGUGCCAUACUGCAGAAAGUUGAUAGACGUCAGUUUACUAGACCCUGUGGAGUUGAAACAAGUGAAUGAUUACAACAGAAAGAUCUGGGACAGCCUAGUCAACUACCUACAACCCCAAAGUAUCACGUUCAAAUAUCUAAAGAGAGAAACCUCCCCAUUAUAA